Ostertagia ostertagi is the source of this 2409-nucleotide messenger RNA. Lineage: Eukaryota; Metazoa; Nematoda; Chromadorea; Rhabditida; Trichostrongylidae. The record is from the annotation of a GenBank genome assembly.
AUGCUUUCUUAUUCGACAAUUCUUCGCAAAUGGUUUUUUACGGGCGAUAUGGCUGAUGCCAUAAGCCCUGAUGUACAUAUAAGUCGCCGUAGGAAAAGAAACUCCAAGUAUGAGGAAAAUUUUGAGGACAUUGACUCGAAGUAUGAAGAUGAAUUCGAUGAAGAUUUUGUUCCAGCAAAGCGAGGACGACUGCUUAAGCCCAAGCCACUUCGAAAUCUUAACUCGUAUGACUCGAUACAACUUGAAGUCACUAAGGAGAAACAACGUAAGACGCCCAUGAGGAAACCAAAACCUACAAGAUCUACGAAGCGAGAUGAAAUCGAGGAAGCAGAGGAUUCUGAGAUGAAGAUGUCAGCAAGGAUGGUGGAUAGAAUAGCUGCAUUGAACGAUGGGAAAAGGACCAAAGUUGUAAUGGCGAACUGCUUCGAAGAUAGAACGGCUCUGGACUGUAUAGACGUUUGUCUGAAAGAAUCGGAAAACAUGCAGGAGGACGCCGUAGCGUUGGCGAUUGCAACGGCCGUAUACAGUCUCCGCGUAGAUCGGACUCACAACGACGCUCAGGAGACGCGCUACACUUUCAUCCGUGGUAAAAGUGAUGCUGAGAAAGCAAUGCUGCUUGCUACCGGCGAAAACAUUGAGAAUGCCAAAGACAAAAGGAAGCGAAAGAAGAAUGAAAAUACCGAUACCUUUGAUUACACAUUCGGCUUGAAAUUUCCACUGAGUGGUAGUUUUCUACAACACUGGAGUUUCACUCAAGAGCUUCUAGAAAGAGUUGAGAGCAGACGCCUUGAUGUCAGGAAAAAACGACGUAAGAGAAAGUUAAUGUCAUGGAAGAAAAUACCACCGUUGGAGUUUUGUACGACAUACACUGAUUUUAUGCGUGAGGACGCCGUAGCGUUGGCGAUUGCAACGGCCGUAUACAGUCUCCGCGUAGAUCGGACUCACAACGACGCUCAGGAGACGCGCUACACUUUCAUCCGUGGUAAAAGUGAUGCUGAGAAAGAUACCGAUACCUUUGAUUACACAUUCGGCUUGAAAUUUCCUCUGAGUGGUAGUUUUCUACAACACUGGAGUUUCACUCAAGAGCUUCUAGAAAGAGUUGAGAGCAGACGCCUUGAUGUCAGGAAAAAACGACGUAAGAGAAAGUUAAUGUCAUGGAAGAAAAUACCACCGUUGGAGUUUUGUACGACAUACACUGAUUUUAUGCGUGUCACAGCAAACCUCGAAUCAGACAGAGUUGAUGCGCUAGCUACUUUCCAAGCACGUAGAGACAUCUCGGGGAAGGUCAUCAUUCUGCAUGACGCGAUGGUUAGAAGGCCUGUUCCACAGAGCCGAUACUGCGACGACAUUGAACUCGCAACAGUUAAACGCUGCCAAGAUAUGUUGGCCAACGCGUUGCAAAAGGAACCGAUAACUUGGGAGCAUUUUAUGCUCGAGGAUAAUCCACUGUUGUAUAAAACAGGGCAGUAUUUGAGGACAGGAGAUAUGACUGGUUACGUUCUCCAGGAGCGCCCGUUUUAUCAUCAUUUCGACCCGGAAGAGGAAUCUUGUGAUGAUCCCAGAGAUAGGUAUAACUGUGUUGAGAAGAAUGCGGACAAGACUCUCUAUACCUUCAAAAAGCCACCCAAAGGAACAGCAUUCGGUAGAUUGGCACCGCUCAUUCGGGUUCCUGUAAACAAGUAUGCCAAUCCUAGGAACAGAAAAAUUGAAGACAUAUAUUUCAAAGAGGAUAUCGAAGUCAAACAUCUUGAAGAUGAAAGGAGCAAGCUCGAUCUUGUAAAACUCACUGCUGAUGCAAGAAAGCAGCUAGAGAACCAGAAAAUUACAGCAGCGGACAUGCUACUGGUCAAUUUUCGGGUCUCUCCAUCAACGGCUGUGGAAAGUUCCCUAGCUGAUUUUGAAGGAAUAGAAGAGUCUUCUACUGUCGGCGGUGGUUCUCUUAUCAAGCGAUUAAAAGCUGAGCAUGAGAGGCAGAAUGCCGUUUUUGAAAAUCUUCGGAAUGAGCUGACACAAACGGCACGAUUGCGAUGCAACAGCGUGGUUAAGGAGUGUUGUGAUGCCAGAGCAAACCUUUCCAGCGAUGCUGACGAAGAGGAGGUUGACGAAGAAGAUAUCAAGGAAUGGAAGACUUCGCGUUUUCUUGACCUCAUUGAGCCUCCGAAGGAGAAGACUUUCCUUGACACUUUGCAAAAUAUAUUUUCCAAGGCAUUUGAAUUACCGCGUUCAAACGACAGUAAAUCUGAAGACCGGAAACAAAUGGUGACAUCAAUUCUUGGUGCUGGUUCCGAUGUCGUGGAAAAGUGUGGCAUACAUACCGAGCGAAUAAAAACCAUGGGACGUGCAACCUAUCAUAUGAAAGUGUUCAAAUUCAGAGUAACUGUUGAGCAAGCCCAUGAAAGUUUGAGGUAA